AUUGAUGUGUAUCGAUUUUUACAUCGUACAUCCCUCAAACAACAAACAAAUUGGUGUUCUCGUAAUGGUGCUUCUUUUCGUUUCAAAACGAAUAUUACAAACAAAAAUAAAGCUCCUCAUUUUAUAACAUUAAGCUAAGUUCUUUUAAUAUACAAUAUGGAGCGCUUAAACUACAAUGGCUCGGAAAAUGAAAGUGAUAAAAUUGUAUCAUCUUCCGAGGAAAUGGCAGUAAUAAGAGGAAUUAAAGAAAAAUUCAAACCAGAAAGCAGGGAGAAUUCACGGAAUAGGAAAAGAGUAAAGUAUCAUAGCAACAGUGAUUCAGAUUCAACCAAAUCUAACCAUCCCUCCAGGAAGCCUAUUGAACUGGAAACAGAUAUAGCAAUUCUUCAAAGACGGCAAAAACAAAUUGACUAUGGAAAAAAUACUGUUGGGUACCACAAUUACCUACAACAAGUGCCAAUGGACAGCCGUACCAAAGACCAUCCAAAAACGCCUGAUAAAUACACUAAAUAUAGCAGAAGAUCAUGGGACACAUUAAUUAAAAUGUGGAGAAAAAAACUACAUGAGUAUGACACAAACAGAUCAAAUGAAAUAGAUGAUAAUGAGGAUGAGGCAGAUUCUGAUGGCAGUUGCACUAAAUAAAUAAAUUUUAAUUGUAGAAAACUGUAAUCAAACCUUUUGGUUAAAUUAUAUUGA
This is a messenger RNA of Diatraea saccharalis (sugarcane borer), 696 nucleotides long. The record is from the annotation of a GenBank genome assembly. NCBI's taxonomy places the organism in Eukaryota, Metazoa, Arthropoda, Insecta, Lepidoptera, Crambidae.